AUGUCUGUCAAUAUCUCUACUAGUCAACAGUCUUUUCUUAUCUCCCGAUUUCCGUGUGUUCAUAUCUAUCUAUCUAUCUAUCUAUCUAUCUAUCUAUCUAUCUAUCUAUCUAUCUAUCUCGAACAGUCUGUCUGUCUGUCUAUCUAUCUCAGUUCUUAUCUCUCGUUUUAUGUCUGUUCAUAUCUAUCUAUCUAUCUAUCUAUCUAUCUAUCUAUCUAUCUAUCUAUCUAUCUCGAACAGUCUGUCUAUCUUUCUAUCUCAGUUGUUAUCGCUCGAUUUAUGUCCGUUCAUAUCUUUCGAUCUGUUUCUAUCUAUCUAUCUAUCUAUCUAUCUAUCUAUCUAUCUAUCUAUCUAUCUAUCUAUCUAUUUCUGUAUCUGUAUAUCUAUUUUUCUGUCUAUCUCACCUAUCUAUCUAUCUAUCUAUCUAUCUAUCUAUCUAUCUAUCUAUCUAUCAGAGUGGACGACAGUCUCUGUCAGUCAAUUUGUCCUGUUGUCGAAUGCGUGGAACGUCUCUGCAUGAUACUUCGCAACCAAGUAAACAAAAAAUAA
This is a messenger RNA of Acanthosepion pharaonis, 549 nucleotides long. The record is from the annotation of a GenBank genome assembly. NCBI's taxonomy places the organism in Eukaryota, Metazoa, Mollusca, Cephalopoda, Sepiida, Sepiidae.